This is a messenger RNA of Camponotus floridanus (Florida carpenter ant), 1053 nucleotides long. RefSeq lists its product as uncharacterized. The record is from RefSeq and is a predicted model, not a curated record. The transcript has a single exon. Lineage: Eukaryota; Metazoa; Arthropoda; Insecta; Hymenoptera; Formicidae. Bases 1 to 1053 code for a protein of 350 amino acids.
AUGAGUCGUAAAGCGGAGUUAAUUAUCACCGCCGCGACGGACAAAAUCGCUCGCACUCACGAGAACUUGUUGAAGCUGGGCGCUGCCAAAAUCACUGUCGGCGCCGUGGAGGCGCGCCUGCAGUCCUUGGAAAGGUAUUGGACCAAAUUUGACGCACACAACGACGAGCUACUAAAUUACCUCGACCAAGUCGCCGAUUCGGAGUACAUAAAGCUCGACAUACCUGCUCUGGCUGAGGAAGCCUAUUUCGGUAAUAAAAGUCUGCUGUUAGACCUCCUACGUAGCCUCAAGACUGAGGAAAAGGAAGCAGCUACGAAGGCGUUAGGGCCGUCCUCGCAAGCUCCUCGCACUACUCUUCCAAGGAUCCAGCUGCCUCAUUUCUCCGGAAAGUACGAGGAUUGGCCAGCUUUCUGCGACCUUUUCCAGUCUCUAAUCGGAAAGGACACCCUCACGUCAUCAGUUGAGAAGCUCCAUUACCUGAAGGCGUGCCUGAAAGGAGAAGCAGAAUUGUUAAUCCGAAGCCUGCCUACGACAAGUGAGAACUUCGAGCGCGCAUGGGACGUUCUCAUUGCCUACUAUGAGAACAAGCGGCUCCUGGUGCGCAGUUACAUCUCUCAGUUUACGUCACUCCAGAAACUGAAGAACGAGUCGAUGGUAGAGCUACGCCAGCUCUGUCACAGUGUGAAGAGCACCGUGGGCUCACUGGAGAGCAUUGGGCGCUCGAUCACGAAGGACGAGGACCUCUUUGUGCACCUCAUGGUCGAUCUGCUCGAUCCUCGUUCUCGUCGCGAGUGGGAGAACUUCAUAAGUGAUUCAAACGAUCCACCUUCAUAUGAUAAGCUGCAGCUCUUCUUGGAUCGUCGGUUGCACACGUUGGAGUCGUUGCAGCCAGUCAAGAUUGAAGCCAUCUCUUCCAAGCCGAAUCCGAGUCCGACACAGAAGACUCGCGCUCUCCACGCACGUAAGCAGGACGGUAAACGAGGUCGCUGCUCCCUAUGUAGUCAGGACCACUACAUAAUGUUCUGCGAACUCUACCAGAACAAGACGGCGUAG